GCAAGCUUGUGGCCUGGAGGUGAUGGUGGUGACUAGUAUAAGCCACCUUUUGAAAUUAUCCUGGAGCAUGAGCCAAAGGAGUUAGUAACGGCUAUUAUCCAUCCAAGAAUUCUCGAUUUGGGUAAGGGGCUCUUCCGAGGCUGAUCACUUUUGUCCUGGAAAUUUUCGACCGGGGAAAAAAAUAAAUACACCGAACCGCAGGGGCCAAACACCUCUAUUUUGAGUUUUUUUCUUUUUUCUUUCUUCCGUUUAGCGGGGAGGGCGAGGGGCGCAGGGUUGUGGCGAACUCGUCAGUUUUUGAGGCUUGGUCGCUAUCUUUACCAGUGCCGGUACGAUACUUCAGCCAAUGCACAGAUCAUACUAUUGCAUUGUAAGGCCGUGUAUGAUAAUUACAAACAAAGGUGGAUCCGAACGGAUGGCGAAACUGCUACCGUAUCAUGCUCCACGGUGGAUGAAUGAAUGAAUGAGGAAAUGAGGAAUGAGUGAGUGGCUCAGCCAGUCUCAGUCAUAUGAUAUCUAGCGGCCAAAGUUUGCUCAAGUCAGUCAGCCGCAGCAGGGUUCAUCCGGUUUUCCGGUUCCGGUUGCAAUCGUACGGUGCGGUGCUCGUACUCGCCCUUCUGACCACCGUUCAGUACUGUACGAGCACUGUACUCGAGUACACACGUAUGCUGCAGCAGCCCCCAUUCCUUCCCCUUAUUCAGCGCUUUAUGAUGCCGGAACGCUGCUGCCUGUAUAGUGUAUAGCGCUGUAUGUAGACAUCGUAGUUUUGGAUAUACUGCCCACGCUACGAGUACAGUACAUAAAUGAGAUUGGGGGGGCGUAUGAUAUGGUACGGUAUGAUAGGAUAGGUUGAGUCCAGAGCCCGGGAGAAGAGAAAGGAAACGCUUUCAGAGUGCUAUGAUAAUCAUUAUAACUUCUGGAAUAGCGGUGAGUGAGUUCCGGAUGUCACUCUGCCUAUCAUGUCUGACGGACACCCUACCAUACUUGUUAGGUGUCCAGUAUGCCAUGCCAGGUUAAUAAACGAUCGGCGGCUUCGCUCAAUUUCUCGAUAUUGGGUUCAUCCCUCCUCCUCCGGAUAGCUUGCAAGUUGCAACCGCCACCGGUAAAUAGAGGGAGUGUUUCCUCGCUCGUACCGGGUAGAGCAGGGUGGGCACCGGAUGAACGUUUCGUUUCGUUUUCCUUCGUUCCUUUCCUUGCCUUCUAUUGAUGAGUCAUCCCAAACAUUCAUCUCCGCUCCACCCCCUCUUCUCCUUCCUUCCCCUCUCGAACCCUCGGGAUCGAACUCGGGGUAUCGGAGAGCUAACAAGUGCCGUCUUGUUCCUCCUGUAGAAUAAGGAAAGGAAAGGAAAAGCAAGCAAAGAGGAAGAAGAAAAGAAAAAAAAACCUACGACGUUUCCCACGAAUGAUAUUGUGGGGAAUGGCUGCUGCGAUCUAUACCUACCUUUCACGAUCCUCGGGACAGAUGGAGACGUGCAGGAGAGAAAAUCGCGUCCCUAUUCAUUUGUGUAAGGAUUGGAUUGGAUUGGAUGGGGAGUCAAGUCAACCAGUUUUUUUUACCAUCGCACCGGUUUUUUUCUCUUCUCUUCUGCGCAGGGCACGCUUUGGAUUUUCUUUUUCGGAGCGUGCUGGGGGGGACGAUUGAAGGUUUGGGAAUGAUUAAAAAUCCAGAGUUGCGAAUCGAAUUGGGCAAAUUGCGAUUCGGGCCGGCUGAAGUGGAAUGAAUAUCACAGUGGGGGUUAAGCUGGUUACUGUAAUCUGCUGGCAUGGAGAAAGAGAGAGAGAGCGUGAGUGAGGCAGAAAAAUAAAGGAGGGAACCCUCAUAAUGCGG
Tuber aestivum (summer truffle) is the source of this 1828-nucleotide messenger RNA. Lineage: Eukaryota; Fungi; Ascomycota; Pezizomycetes; Pezizales; Tuberaceae. The record is from the annotation of a GenBank genome assembly.